AUGUCGAUGCGACCAGGGACGUCCGGCAGCAUGGGCGGCAGCGGCGACUCGCACAACGGCUCUGGAGCCGCGCCGCCGGGGAUGGGCGGAUCUUUGGCCGGCGUCGACCUAGGCCCUUCGAUGCUCUCAGCCGCGGGCCCCGCUCCCAACUCGGGACCCUCGUACCCUGCCGGCACUGGCCCAGGAGGCACGCCCACCACCGCGCUCAGCGUCUACCACCUCAUCACGCAGCUCUGCCAGCGACCCGACCCGGCCGCGCUCGCCGCAACCUCCAGCAAGAAGUCAGCCGGCGGUGGGCCUGGCCCCUCGUCGCCCUCGCCUCCGCCCGCUUCGACGAGCGGCAGCGGCGCAACGUCCGGCGAAGGUGCGCUUGCCGCCCUUACGGCCGCCGACAGCCUGCCCGGCAGCUCGGCGCAGCGCGAGAAUGCGCUGCUGGAGCUGAGCAAGAAGCGCGAGCAGUACGAGGACCUGGCGCUGGUGCUGUGGCACAGCUUCGGCGUCAUGUCGUCGCUGCUGCAGGAGAUUGUGUCCGUCUACCCGCUCCUGUCGCCGCCGGCGCUGACUGCGCAGGCCAGCAACCGGGUGUGCAAUGCGCUGGCGCUGCUGCAGUGCGUGGCGAGCCACAGCGAGACGCGGGGCCUCUUUCUGCAGGCGCACAUCCCGCUCUUCCUCUACCCCUUCCUCAACACGACGUCCAAGACGCGGCCGUUUGAGUACCUGCGUCUGACGUCGCUCGGCGUCAUCGGUGCGCUGGUCAAGCAGAACGACAACUCGGACGUCAUCACGUUCCUCUUGUCGACCGAGAUUAUCCCGCUCUGCCUGCGGAUCAUGGAGACGGGCUCGGAGCUCAGCAAGACGGUGGCCAUCUUUAUUGUGCAAAAGAUCCUGCUCGACGACAUGGGGCUGUCGUACAUCUGCCAGACGUACGAGCGCUUCUACGCCGUGGGCACGGUGCUGAGCAACAUGGUGGCGCAGAUUGUCGAGAGCCAGGCGGUGCGGCUGCUCAAGCACGUGGUGCGCUGCUACCUCCGCCUCAGCGACAACCCGCGUGCGCGCGAGGCCCUCCGGGCGUGCCUGCCCGGCCCGCUGCGCGAUGCCACGUUUUCGCAGCUGCUCAAAAACGACCACAUCACGAAGCGAUGCCUGGCCACGCUGCUCCUCAACCUUUCGGACCGCGUCGAGCAGUAG
Molecule: messenger RNA, 1188 nt
Organism: Pseudozyma flocculosa PF-1
Lineage: Eukaryota; Fungi; Basidiomycota; Ustilaginomycetes; Ustilaginales; Ustilaginaceae
Exons: 1
Coding region: 1-1188 (395 amino acids)
Biological process (GO): negative regulation of translation; mRNA catabolic process
Cellular component (GO): CCR4-NOT core complex; CCR4-NOT complex; P-body
Source: RefSeq, a predicted model, not a curated record